Insectozyma verbasci is the source of this 2151-nucleotide messenger RNA. The record is from the annotation of a GenBank genome assembly. Lineage: Eukaryota; Fungi; Ascomycota; Pichiomycetes; Serinales; Debaryomycetaceae.
AUGAAACGGUUUUUAACUAGAAGCAGUAGAAGGUCAGAUGAUAAAGAAAAUAUUGAUGAUAAUACCAAUAGUUCAGGUGUAAUGAUGCCUACAAAAUCAAAUCAAUCAGAUAAUUCUCAUGAUUCAAUAAGAGAUCUAAGACCAAUAUUCAAUAAAAAUGAGAAGACUCCACAGUAUUUCGAUAUGAAUUUAAAUCCAUCAAUUUCAAUAACUAAUUCAAAACCGAUGACAAUUACACUGUCAUACAAAGACUCAUUAUUUUCAAGUAGACAAUCAUAUUCCACAAAUCAAUCAUUGCCGAAUACUGCUAAUUCCAAAAGACAACAAAAUUAUGAAUAUGGUCAACCUUUACAAAUUUUAAAUAUCGUGGAGGAGGAUAUAAGUGACUCUGGGGACAUUGUAAAUGAGAAACUUGGUCAAUUGUUUCAAGAUCUAAGUUAUAUAACCUCCCAAUUUAAUAAUUCACUUACUAAUUUAUCUGCUAGUGUGAUUGACUCCAUAGAUUGUUUGAAAAGUUUUACAAAUUAUGUAAAUACCUUAAAUUUCGAUACAAAUAUUACAACAUAUAACAAUAGUUCAUUACGAAAGAUCUUUAAGAUAUAUUUAAAUUAUUAUGAUAAUUUAUUGAAAGAUGAUGUAUAUAUUAAACUUAAAUUAUUACUCGUGAAGCAUUUUGACGAAUUUAUAAAGACAAUAAAUAAAGAUGUUAUAAUUGAUCCAGAUGUCAUUUUAAAACCUAUAAAUUAUGCAAUAGGAUCAAAUAAAGAUCAUUUACCAAAUGAAGAUAAGUUAAUGAAUAUCAUAGAUAAAAUGAUAACCACCACCCAACCAUUUAAGGAACAAAAUGGAUCAUUCAUUGCUCCUAUAACAAGAGGACUCAGUCCUGAUCUCAACAUACUUUGUUUAUACUUUGGAUAUCCUAAUCCUUCAGAAUAUCAUUAUAAACAAGCACAAACCUUACAUGAUUUAUACGAUGAUGUUCAUAUAUUAGUAAUGAAGAAUAAAAUAGAAUUAGCUGCAACUUCAAAAUUUAAAUUCCCAUUUAGAGUACCGUUAGAUGUAAACUCCCCGCCAAUUUCGAUUUCAAUUUCAACUGACAACUCAAAUAAAAUUUCAGGAACUUUAGGUGGUUACAUUUAUCCAAAAAUUAAUUUACAAAAACAACCAAAAUUAAAAUCUUAUGCUAAUUCUAAAUUUGCAAUUAGUUGUGGUCAUGUGUGUCUAGAUACUUCUAAUCCAUCAAAUUAUCCACAUAUUUCAGCUCCGUCAACAUCUUUAAUAUCAAUGUAUAAAAAUGCAUUAGUACAACAAUAUAAAAACACAAAUCAAAACGACAUAGAACUGAAACAAGCAUAUUACAAAGCCAUAGAAGAAAUAGGUGACUUAUUUCCAAUGAAGAGGUCCAAAACAAAUAAAACUGAGACUGAAUUACGUAAUCUUCCACAAGUCAGAUUUGGACAGAUUAUAUGGGGAGAAAGAACACUAAUCAACUUAAACCUCAAGAAUGAAAUAUCAGGUCUACAAGAAAAGAAACUAUCAGAUUUAGCAAUCAUCAAAGUCAAUAAACUGAUAAAUUGUCAUAAUUUUUUGGGUGAUGAUGUUCCAUGGAUGGAAUACGAUCCAUCAUUAAUUUAUGAAAAUUUAUACAUUAGAAAAGUCCUAAACUUAAAAAGAUACAUUCCAAAACACAUAGAUGAAAAUAUAAAUGAAAUAGAUUCAAAUGUCUCAGAAAUGGAUGAAAUUAAUAGUUAUUAUGGAGUUCCAGUUUUUAAGUAUGGGUCAACUACAAAAUACACACGUGGUUAUCUUAAUGGAAUCAAAUUAGUUUAUUGGCUAGAUGGUGCAAUCCACUCCCUGGAAUUUAUAGUCAAUUCAUUAGAAUCAAAUUCUUGUUUUGCUUCUGGUGGAGAUUCUGGAAGUUGGAUAUUGACUAAAUUACAAGAAUUGAACAACGCUAAAGGAUUGGGAGUUAUUGGUAUGUUACAUUCUUAUGAUGGUGAAUAUAAACAAUUUGGAUUAUUUACACCAAUGAAUGAAAUUUUGAAUAGAUUGAAAGAAGUUACAAAUAUUGAAUGGGGGGUUUUAGGUUGCGAAGAAGAGAAAAGUAAGGAUAUUAAUGAUGAUAUGAUUGAUGAAAGUAUAUUAGAUUAG